AUGCGCCUCACAUGGAUCCUCGCCAUGGUGUUAGCAGCUACUCUCCAGGCCAAUAGCAUUGCUCUCCCCGCGGCCAAAGGCACUAAUGCCAUGUUCGAGAACGUGCCAUCGCCUGAUGUCGCUGAUUCAGUCCGUGCAGGCGGCGGACGAUUGUUAACACGUAUCGAGAAACCUGCGUCAAACGAAGAUGCGAUCGAAGAAGAGAGAUUUUUUUCGAGGUUUAUGCGGUGGUACAAGCAUAGAGCGAGUUUGAGGGCUGAAAGCAAGCACGCAAAGUGGCUCGCAGAGAAGUCCAAGGAGAUUAUUGGCAAGUAA
Molecule: messenger RNA, 315 nt
Organism: Phytophthora nicotianae INRA-310
Lineage: Eukaryota; Oomycota; Peronosporomycetes; Peronosporales; Peronosporaceae
Exons: 1
Coding region: 1-315 (104 amino acids)
Source: RefSeq, a predicted model, not a curated record